This is a messenger RNA of Megalops cyprinoides (Indo-Pacific tarpon), 1368 nucleotides long. RefSeq names its product ankyrin repeat, PH and SEC7 domain containing protein secG-like. Lineage: Eukaryota; Metazoa; Chordata; Actinopteri; Elopiformes; Megalopidae. The coding region runs from base 539 to 1318 and encodes 259 amino acids. Gene Ontology annotation, biological process: intracellular signal transduction. The transcript has 5 exons. Gene Ontology annotation, molecular function: protein binding. The record is from RefSeq and is a predicted model, not a curated record.
ACGGACAAUACCAGCGCAAGCGCCUGAAUAACAUUUCAACACACACGUGAUGUAUUUCACAAUAACUGUACUAAUAUAGAUCAAUUUCAUUCGUAGGAUCAAUCAAUCCCGGAUGCGAUGUUCCACCGUAAAUCGUGUGCAGUCUUGAAAUUUGAUGCGUGUCGAUGUGUCGCUCCAUAUGCUGCCGUCACUUUUUUGGAUUUGCAAAUACAUUUCUAUGGAUGGAAUAAAUUAUGCUUAUGCUAUGCAAUUCGUUUUCUUCAGAACGUAAGAUUUACCUCUGAAGAUCGCCGGUUGGUGUUUUUUUCAAGUUGAUGACCUGAAAAGAUAUCACAUGUUUACGUAACAAAUACAAGGGGACAAUCGGAUGAUCAGGGUCUACCUGGAAGAGUUUGUAAGUCUACUGCUUAUCAGUGUGAUUACCGGUAAAUCAUUCGAAACUUCGCUAAACGUCGCCGGUCAUCUGCGGUGUUCGCCGUCCUUACCGAUGGACACGCAUUCAUCACUGACCCGGGACUGACCCCCCAUCGGUGAAGGCAUGGGUUUCUCCAUCAGCUCUCUCUCGCGGACGGAGAUCCGUAGCGUGAAGCCGCCUGCUACUACACAGCCGACCCGUCGCUACCAGCCCGCGCCCAACUAUAACUACAAGUGGACAGAGGUGCACUACGAGGCCAGCCGCGGAAACCUGGAAAAGCUACGCACGCUGCUGCGCACCGUGGACAAAGAGCAGAUUGAUAGGAAAGACUACUAUGGGAAGACGCCUCUCUAUUGGGCGGCUUACAAAGGUCAGAGGUCAUCCAUGGAGCUGCUGCUGAAGCAUGGUGCUGAUGUGAACGCACAGUGCAAACACGGGGGCACGCCGUUACACGCUGCGGUUGGGCUCUUCCCUGAGUGUGCACUGGUCCUCAUACAGCAUGGGGCAGAUGUGGAUCUCCCAGACAUCUGGGGGGUCACUCCCAUGUACCUGGCAGCCUGCAGCGGACAGAUCGAAUGCAUUCACCUCCUGGUUCAGGCAGGGGCCAAGAUAAACUACAAGAACAAGAAGACAGGCGAGGCUCCGAAGCAACUGUCGUCCAGGCCGGCGUUGCUGGCAUGGCUGGAGAGGCUGGUGCGGGAGCCACACUCCCUCAAGCACCAGUGCCGCCGCGUGGUCCGUCAUGCCCUGGGCCCCGCCCGUAUCCCCGCCCUGUGCACCCUCCACAUCCCGCUCUCGCUCAGGGACUACCUGAUGUUCCAGGAUCUGCACAUCCCAGACACAAUGGGGCAGGUUGCAGGAGAGCACAGGACCGUGGACCAGAAGGAACUGACUGUUCCUUGAGCACAGGUGAUGUGGGAUGGAUUUACUGGUGCGCCUCUCUCACUGGGACA